AAGAAGCGCGGCGUGUUGUCAUUGUGACGUACCCUUUAUUCUGGAAUAAAUGUCAGUUGUCCAACAAAAAGAUAAACACUUUGUCUUUAUGAAUCAGCCUAGUUGUGUGCCAUUCUCAUACAAUAGAGGGGACCGUAGGGUUAAAAACUCAAAAAAUAUUUAAAUCGGGGAGUUGCAUUUUUAAAGAAAGUUAAUUUAACGACUUUAUACUUCGGUAACCUGGGUCAGAUAUCUUAAUUUUGCAUUUAAAGGUCAGAGAACCCAGGCACGAACUGGACCAGUCCAAACGGCACUAUAAAACUCCUUCCCAAUAUUUAACACAUCCCAGUCUGGUGAGGUGAGGAGAGUAAAUAUGGAACCAAAUGAAGAAGUGUCAACACCUGCAUCCCCAAAGUCUGAAAAACUGGACUGCACUUCUCCAGAAAGUGUUGAAAAUAAAGAUCUUUCUGAAACAUUAAGCAAGGUACAAGAAGAAUGUAGUAGGAUGGGAAUCGCAGGUUCAGCUUAUGUGGGCACUCCACUUUCUGAUGACCACUUCACUUGUCCAAUAUGCCUGGAUUUAUAUGUGAACAUUGUCAGCAUUCCCUGUGGACAUAAUUAUUGUAAGAGCUGUGUUGAAAUAUACUGGAAAGAGCGCAAUAUAUUCACUUGCCCAGUGUGUAAAGCUAGAUUUUUUAGAAGGCCUAAUCUUAAUGUUAAUAAAGGCUUUUCUGAAAUUGUGGAAGAAUUUAAAAAACGAAGGUCCCUCUUUCCAGAAAAAAAUCUUGCUGGACAGGGAGAUGUAGGCUGCGAUGUCUGUACCGGCAUUAAAUUCAAGGCCUUGAAAUCCUGUUUGGUAUGUGUGACUUCCUACUGUGAAGACCACAUCCGGCACCAUGAGAAAGAGGCCCUGAAGUGGCAUACGCUGGUAUCCCCAGUAAAGAACCCUCAGGAAUGGCUUUGCAAGCUACAUAAGAGGCCAUUAAUGUUCUUCUGUAAAACUGACCAGGUGUGCAUUUGUAGAAUUUGCAAUGAAUACGUCCAUCAAGGCCAUGAAACAGUUGCGGCAGAUGUAGAGUGGAGACAAAGAAAGAAGCAGAUUGGAAAUCUCCAGACAAUAAUAAGGAAAAGGCAAGUUGCAGGAAUGAAGAAAAUUGCUGAACUGAAUGGAGAUUUAUUAUCAAUAAAAGACUCUGCCCUGGCUGAAGCUAACAAGCAUCUAGAAGAGUCCCUCCGUGCCAUUGAGAGGGCAAGAGCAGAGAUACUUGCCAGAAUUGAAGUGAAAAGAAAGGAACAAGAGGAUCGUGCUGGUGAAUUUAUUGAAAAGAUUGAGCAAGACAUUGUUGAGCUGGAGAAGAAAAAAACGGAGUUUGAGAAACUUCUAGAGGCAGAGGACCACAUUUCAUUCUUGCAGAACUUCAAGUUUGAUUACAAACUUCCAGAAGACAGAGAUCUCUCCAUUAUGAAGCUUAACAAAAGCAUAUUUAAAGGGAUAGGAAAAGAUGGUCCAUUUACAGGAGGAUUUUAAGUGCUUAUCAGCUUAAUGGUGGGCUCAGUCCAUUCGUUUCUUCAGUACUGGGAAAUCUCAUACAGCCUGCUAAUAACUGAACUCAAAAGAAAUCUUAUUGUGCCUGAAAAUGCCACACGUUCUCUCAACUAGACCCUCAAAGGCAAUCUGCCAUCGUCCAUCCUCUCGUGCCUUUAAGCCUUCUCUCGUGUUAACCGUUUCCAUGAUGUGAACCUUCAGCUAAUCAGUCUUACAUUUUAGGGUGGGCAGCUUCUCUUAUGAAGAGUUUUAUUUUUUUUUGCAGGUCUUCUUAACAUUUGCUAACACAUGAAUGAUGUGAUUUUUUUCAACCUAAAGGUGUCAUUAGAUAUUUUUAAGUCAUUUAGUAGCCUUGCCAUUGCUCUGUCCCAAACAAUAUGAUUAAAAAGUGUUGUAAUUGUAAAGGUGAGAGUGAAAUGUAUGCAAAUACCCUUAAAGUCUGCAAUGUGCACUUUAAUCACAUCUAAAUUGUUUGAUUUGUAACCGUGGAGCAGCGGAGUAAAUCAAGUCUUUGUCCCAAACAUAAUGGAGGACAGUGUGCAUUGCUGUUGUAAGUCACUUCGCUUGAAGAAAUUAAAAACUGCUUAGUGAACAAUAAGUAAUAAACUUUUUCAAGUAAUACUAGAUAUUGUAUACACUUGG
Messenger RNA from Erpetoichthys calabaricus (reedfish), 2167 nucleotides. RefSeq names its product E3 ubiquitin-protein ligase TRIM47-like. Gene Ontology annotation, molecular function: zinc ion binding. Lineage: Eukaryota; Metazoa; Chordata; Cladistia; Polypteriformes; Polypteridae. The transcript has 8 exons. The record is from RefSeq and is a predicted model, not a curated record. The coding region runs from base 353 to 1507 and encodes 384 amino acids.